UGUUGUCUUCAGGAGGCUGCUAGAGGACACGGGCAAGAUGGCGACGGCGUCUGGAUUGGUGCGGAGGCCCCUUCAGCAAGUGUCUGGGCUGUUGAGGAGGCGUUUCCAUCGGUCGGCGCCAGCAGCGCUGCAGGUGACAGUUCGUGAUGCUAUCAAUCAAGGGAUGGAUGAGGAGCUGGAAAGAGAUGAGAAGGUCUUUCUGCUUGGAGAGGAAGUUGCUCAGUAUGAUGGGGCAUACAAGGUUAGUCGGGGCCUAUGGAAGAAAUACGGCGACAAAAGGAUCAUAGACACUCCCAUUUCUGAGAUGGGCUUUGCCGGAAUUGCCGUAGGUGCUGCAAUGGCUGGGUUGCGGCCCAUUUGUGAAUUUAUGACCUUCAAUUUCUCUAUGCAAGCCAUUGAUCAGGUUAUAAACUCGGCUGCCAAGACCUACUACAUGUCUGCGGGCCUUCAGUCUGUGCCCAUAGUCUUCAGAGGGCCCAAUGGUGCUUCAGCGGGGGUGGCUGCACAGCACUCACAAUGCUUUGCUGCCUGGUACGGGCACUGCCCAGGCUUAAAGGUGGUCAGCCCCUGGAAUUCAGAGGAUGCAAAAGGACUUAUUAAAUCAGCCAUUCGGGAUAACAAUCCAGUGGUAAUGCUAGAGAAUGAACUGAUGUAUGGAGUUCCUUUCGAAUUACCUGAUGCAGCUCAGUCAAAAGAUUUUCUGAUUCCUAUUGGAAAAGCCAAAGUAGAAAGGCAAGGAAUGCAUAUAACUGUGGUUUCCCAUUCAAGACCUGUUGGCCACUGCUUAGAAGCUGCAGCAGUGCUAUCUAAAGAGGGAAUUGAAUGUGAGGUGAUAAAUAUGCGUACCAUCAGACCAAUGGACAUUGAAACCAUAGAAGCUAGUGUCAUGAAGACAAAUCAUCUUGUCACCGUGGAAGGAGGCUGGCCACAGUUUGGAGUAGGAGCUGAAAUUAGUGCGAGGAUCAUGGAAGGUCCUGCAUUCAAUUACCUGGAUGCUCCUGCAAUUCGUGUUACUGGGGCUGAUGUCCCUAUGCCUUAUGCAAAGAUUCUAGAAGACAACUCUGUACCUCAGGUCAAAGACAUCAUAUUUGCAAUAAAGAAGGCAUUACACAUCUAAAUUUGGGCUUAAAUUUUAAGUCAUUGGAAUUUCUUAUUUAAAAUACUUGCUGAUACUUCACCUGAAUUGUACUAUAAGACCUUAUUCAUAAAGUAAAGUUAUCUUUAAAGCAACAACUCUGAUGUUACUGUUCUGGGAAGUUAAAAUGUGCUUGUGUAUGGGAAAACUCUCUCCAUACUUUCUGUUGUCUGUUACAGUUGUCAUGUUCUUUGAAUAAGACCAAUACAAAAUGUUACUGUCUCACUAGAAGGGCAAGGUAUGGAUGUGGCUUGAUGAAAGAUACAUCUUAAAAAGAUAACUUACAUGUAUAAAAGUGUAUAAUCUACAUUUAAAUUGUUUUGAUACAGAAUAAAGGAAUUCCUGAC
Molecule: messenger RNA, 1482 nt
Organism: Chrysochloris asiatica (Cape golden mole)
Lineage: Eukaryota; Metazoa; Chordata; Mammalia; Afrosoricida; Chrysochloridae
Gene: PDHB
Product: pyruvate dehydrogenase (lipoamide) beta
Exons: 10
Coding region: 38-1117 (359 amino acids)
Biological process (GO): pyruvate decarboxylation to acetyl-CoA
Molecular function (GO): pyruvate dehydrogenase (acetyl-transferring) activity
Source: RefSeq, a predicted model, not a curated record